ACUUGCAGCUCCAGGGAGGGGCUUGGGACCCCUGGUGCUUAGCGACAUUUGAGUAAGGGUCGAUCCGGUCGAUGCCGAAUGCUGAGGUUGGUUGCUGUGGGUGAUUCCUGUAAUUUCCUUGAAGGUUUGCCUGAAUCCAUCAUUGCCGCUGCCUGUUCAAGAAGUGGCCAGAGGGUUCUGCAUGUUGAUUCAAGAAGCUACUAUGGAGGAAACUGGGCCAGUUUUAGCUUUUCAGGACUCUUGUCCUGGAUAAUGGAAUACCAGGAAAACAGUGACAUUGUGAAUGAAAGCCCAGCAUGGCAAGAACAGAUCCUUCUAAAUGAAGAAGCCAUUGCUCUUAGCAAGUUGGACAAAACCAUUCAACAUGUGGAAGUGUUUUGUUAUGCCAGUCAGGAUAUGCAUGAAGGUGUUGAAGAGGCUGGUGCACUGCAGAAAAAUCACUCUCCAAUGACAUCUGCGAACUCCACAGAAGCUGCAAAUUCUGCCCGCCUGCCUACAGAAGAUGAGUCAUUAAGCACUGUGAGCGGUGAAGUGCUCACAGAACAAACUCCAGGGAGUGCCCUAGAAGUAAAUGAUGUUGAAGUGACCAGGGUGAAAGAAAACGGUUGUGAUAAAACUUGUAUGCUGUCAACUUCAGAAGAGGGAACAAGUGAAAAUGUGCCUAUAGUAGAAGACAUCGCAAAACAACCAAAGAAAAAUAGGAUUACUUACUCACAAAUUGUUAAAGAAGGCAGGAAAUUUAAUAUUGAUUUGGUAUCAAAGCUGCUGUAUUCUCGAGGAUUGCUUAUUGAUCUUCUAAUCAAAUCUAAUGUCAGUCACUAUGCAGAGUUCAAAAAUAUUACCAGGAUUCUUGCAUUUCGAGAAGGAAGAGUGGAACAGGUUCCUUGUUCGAGAGCAGAUGUCUUUAAUAGUAAACAACUUACUAUGGUAGAAAAGCGAAUGCUAAUGAAGUUUCUUACAUUUUGUAUGGAGUAUGAGAAACAUCCUGAUGAAUAUAAAGCCUAUGAGGAGAUUACAUUUUCUGAAUAUUUAAAAACUCAAAAAUUAACUCCCAACCUCCAACAUUUUGUUCUGCAUUCAAUUGCAAUGACAUCAAAGACAACCAGCAGUACCAUAGAUGGUCUCAAAGCUACCAGAAAGUUUCUUCACUGUCUUGGGCGGUAUGGCAACACUCCUUUUUUAUUUCCUUUAUAUGGCCAAGGGGAACUCCCUCAGUGUUUCUGCAGGAUGUGUGCUGUAUUUGGUGGAAUAUAUUGUCUUCGCCAUUCAGUGCAGUGCCUUGUUGUGGACAAAGAAUCCAGAAAAUGCAAAGCAAUCAUAGAUCAAUAUGGUCAGAGAAUAAUCUCUAAGCAUUUCCUUGUGGAGGACAGUUACUUUUCUGAGAACACAUGCUCGCACGUGCAAUACAGGCAAAUUUCCAGGGCAGUUCUAAUUACAGAUAGAUCUGUACUACAAGCAGAUUCAGAUCAACAGAUUUCCAUUUUGACAGUGCCAGCAGAGGAACCAGGAACUUCUGCUGUUCGGGUCAUUGAAUUAUGUUCUUCAACAAUGACAUGCAUGAAAGGCACAUAUUUGGUUCAUCUGACUUGCACAUCUUCAAAAACAGCAAGAGAAGAUUUAGAACCAGUUGUGCAGAAAUUGUUCAUUCCAUAUACCGAAAUGGAGAUGGAAAAUGAAGUUAAAAAACCAAGACUUCUAUGGGCUCUUUACUUCAAUAUGAGAGAUUCUUCAGACAUCAGCAGGAACUCUUAUAAUGAUUUACCAUCCAACGUUUAUGUCUGCUCUGGCCCAGACUGUGGUUUAGGAAAUGAUAAUGCAGUCAAACAGGCUGAGACCCUCUUCCAGCAAAUCUGCCCCAAUGAAGACUUCUGUCCACCACCUCCAAAUCCUGAAGACAUUGUUCUGGAUGGAGACAGUUUACAACCAGGGACUUCAGAAUCCAGUGUCGUACCAGAGGCUAAUUCAGAGACUCCCAAGGAAAGUGGAAACCUGUGGAAGCCAGAGGAGCACUCUGAAUAACAGAUAUACACCAAAAUAUUUGUCCCACUUUGGAAGUUCCUCCAGGCCUCAGAGUCUUCUUGAUUGAGCAGCAGCCAAUUGUCAUGCAGAAUUACCAA
Molecule: messenger RNA, 2117 nt
Organism: Myotis brandtii (Brandt's bat)
Lineage: Eukaryota; Metazoa; Chordata; Mammalia; Chiroptera; Vespertilionidae
Gene: CHM
Product: choroideremia (Rab escort protein 1)
Exons: 15
Coding region: 79-2019 (646 amino acids)
Biological process (GO): intracellular protein transport; vesicle-mediated transport; protein geranylgeranylation
Cellular component (GO): cytosol; Rab-protein geranylgeranyltransferase complex; cytoplasm
Molecular function (GO): GDP-dissociation inhibitor activity
Source: RefSeq, a predicted model, not a curated record